Molecule: messenger RNA, 936 nt
Organism: Plenodomus lingam JN3
Lineage: Eukaryota; Fungi; Ascomycota; Dothideomycetes; Pleosporales; Leptosphaeriaceae
Gene: SUI2
Product: eukaryotic translation initiation factor 2 subunit alpha
Biological process (GO): translational initiation
Cellular component (GO): eukaryotic translation initiation factor 2 complex; eukaryotic 48S preinitiation complex
Molecular function (GO): ribosome binding; RNA binding; translation initiation factor activity
Source: RefSeq, a predicted model, not a curated record
AUGUCUCUCACAAACUGUCGGUUCUAUGAGGAGAAGUACCCGGAGAUUGAGAGCUUCGUCAUGGUCAAUGUCAAGCAGAUUGCAGAGAUGGGCGCAUACGUCAAGCUACUGGAAUACGACAACAUCGACGGCAUGAUUCUUCUAUCUGAACUGUCGCGAAGACGUAUUCGAUCCAUCCAAAAGCUCAUUCGUGUCGGUCGCAACGAAGUGGUUGUCGUCCUGCGUGUGGACAAGGACAAGGGUUACAUUGAUCUGUCGAAGCGCCGAGUGUCUCCCGAGGACAUUGUCAAGUGCGAGGAGCGGUACAAUAAGUCCAAGAUGGUGCACAGCAUCAUGCGCCACGUUGCCGAGAAGACACAGACACCCAUUGAGGAGAUCUACCAGAGCAUUGGCUGGCCGCUGAACAAGAAGUACGGACACUCGAUUGAUGCGUUCAAGCUCAGCAUUACGAAUCCUGAGGUCUGGAACGAUGUCACAUUCCCCAACGAUGUCGUGAGGGAUGAGCUACAAAGCUACAUUGGCAAGAGGUUGACACCGCAACCUACCAAGGUCCGCUCAGAUAUCGAGGUUACCUGCUUCGGCUACGAGGGUAUCGACGCCGUCAAGAAUGCGCUGCGUUGCGCCGAGGCCAAGAACACGCCUGACAACCAGGUCAAGGUCAGGCUCGUGUCGCCCCCUCUCUACGUACUCACCUCGCAAUGCCUCGACAAGAACGCCGGUAUCGCCUCGCUCGAACAAGCUAUUGUGGACAUCAAAGAGAACAUUGCCAAAGCAGGCGGCGACUGCCAAGUGCGCAUGGCACCCAAGGCCGUCACGGAGAACGACGACGCAGAGCUCGCAGCCUUGAUGGAGAAGCGUGAGCGCGAGAACCAGGAGGUCAGCGGUGACGAGGACGAGAGCACGAGCGAUGAGGGUGGUGUCGCCGAGGCGGAUUAG